Molecule: messenger RNA, 1995 nt
Organism: Botrytis porri
Lineage: Eukaryota; Fungi; Ascomycota; Leotiomycetes; Helotiales; Sclerotiniaceae
Exons: 1
Coding region: 1-1995 (664 amino acids)
Source: RefSeq, a predicted model, not a curated record
AUGACGCCAGACUUUUCUCUCGUGCAAGAGCAGCCAGCGCAUGCAAAUACUACGUCUGUCAUCGACCUCCUAACUCAAUCAUCUUAUCCACAGCCACCCAAAAACAGCACCACAGCGACCUCCAAUUUUCCAUCCAUCCUUAAUCAGCUAUCGAACCUCUCCUCUGUCAACAAAGCAAUACCCAACAAUAGCUGUCCCUUCAUAUCGCGCCUUUCCACCGACGUCCGUACACAAAUUUACUCUUACCUCCUCCUCAACCCCAUACUCUCCAAAGCAGAAUGCAUCAGUCCCGAGACAGAUUUCGGCAUCAACCAAAAAUACCAACUCGAGCCAUCGAUUCUUAGAGCAUGCAAAGGAGUCUACGGAGAAGCAUCUACCGUUCUCUACGGUCUCAACACAUUCUACCUCGUCGCCAUGAAAAGCACUCGCAUGUUCCGUUUCACGCUUGCAGAUUUCAUCAGUGGAAGUGCACUUACGAGAUAUUGGAGAGAAAAUGCUGAUAUCUUUAAGGUUGCGCCUGGGUCUACCUUGUAUCUGUGUAAAGUACGUCAAUGGAGAGUUGAAGUAAGCUGGUAUGGAUCGCCUGGUCAAAGUGAUAUAUCUCUUCCUGUCGUUUCCAUGAAAACACACGAGGAAUACAAAUUCUCCAGAUUUUUACCGAUUGAUCCAAGAACUGGUUUACCGCCUGUUUCUGGACAAAGGAGAAGUCGAAAUCAAUAUUUGUUGAGACUUGGAACGCAAGAGGCGAGGGACUCAACUAUGCAGAAUACGCUUUCGUUUUUGAGACCGUUGCUCGAAUAUAGCUUGGUGCCUUUUUGUCAUUUGGUUACACUUUGUGAGGUACCACCUCAUACUCUGGAGAUUAUUAUUAGAGCAAAGAAGGAGGGAGAAGCUCCCAUACGAUCCGAAUAUCUGGGUAUGGUACCUACAGAAGCUGAGAAAUUGAGAUUGGUAAGACCGUUGGAGAUGUUACGAGGAGUGGGAAGUUUGGUGUUUACAUACGGUGAGAAGAGCCGUGGGAAUAACAUAUCAUCUGACGAAAACCCCAACGAAGACACUACACCACCCGACGAAGCUGCCAAUUCAAAUACCACACAAAACAACACACCACCCGAGAUCUCAAACUACCAACUCUACCAAUACUCAGGAAUCAUCCACCUAGUCACUUCCACAGCACAAAAUCCCGCAAUCGAAUCACCCUCCAAUAUAUACAACAAUCUUCUUUCCUACGCCCAAGCCUUCGAACGUUACGAGCCUUUCAAACAACACAUGGCAACCAACUGGCUCUACCCAAAUUCCUACACCAGCACUCCCAAUCCCUACAAAACCAAGAGUCCAAACCCCAUCCAAUUCUCAAAUCCAUUCGGUCCCCAAGACAACAACUACAAAUCUCACCCCAUAAAUCGAUAUCUCUCGAAUGCCGCAGCCGCAGUAAGAAGAUACGAUAUCAGUGCCUUGCGGAAUAACCGCAGCGCAGUGAUUGAGUACCUCGAACCACAAUAUACACGUAUCCUCUCCCAAGUCCAGAAAUUUCGCGCAUACACCGAGAAACAAACUCAAAAAUUCGGGCUCUGGAAAGAAAUUUCCAUACUCGAGAAGCAGAUACUUGAUUCUCAACGAGAGGGAGGUAACAGUGCGUUCAAUUGGCCUUCGAAAGCCCAUCCCGAAAAAAGAACAAAGAGUAUUGAUUUCUCAGAAGCAUUAGUGGUACUCGAAGAAUUCGCCGGGGCAUUUUCCCGCGAUAUGCCGCUCGAGACACGUCGUCAGAUUGCACUGAUCCGCUACGAAUAUUAUGGUCAUUAUGAAAUCAUGGAACGUGAAGUUGCGAUGCGGAAACUCCAGGAUAUGGUAGUGGAUAUGCCACAACCAUUUGAAGAAGCGGCUGUGGAAUUUAAGAAAUGGUAUGUGAUUGCUGCGAAUGAUAUGCAGAGACAGUUUUUGGAGAUUAGGAGAGCGAGGAGACGGGUGGUUGAGGAUGAUAGUGUGAGGGGGUAG